AUGAGAGAUUGGUUUUCCGAGCAGAGCAUUGAAGCGGAGGUUCUCAUUGUUCCGGUUGUGGCCGCUUCGCCUCCGCCGCGAGGAGCGGAGGUUGAUGCCAUGUAUAGGAUCCGAUACGCUAGUGGCCGGGUAGCGUGUGUUCUUUUGGAGGGAGAAAUAAGGAAGGAAAGGAAAAUAGAGGAGGAGAAAAGUAUUGCUGUUCUCCAAAAGGGAAACGAUGCCUUUUUGCAUAAAAGCGCGUUAGUGCGUGCGUAA
Molecule: messenger RNA, 255 nt
Organism: Dovyalis caffra
Lineage: Eukaryota; Viridiplantae; Streptophyta; Magnoliopsida; Malpighiales; Salicaceae
Source: the annotation of a GenBank genome assembly